Molecule: messenger RNA, 1557 nt
Organism: Oncorhynchus gorbuscha (pink salmon)
Lineage: Eukaryota; Metazoa; Chordata; Actinopteri; Salmoniformes; Salmonidae
Product: probable G-protein coupled receptor 25
Exons: 1
Coding region: 1-1203 (400 amino acids)
Biological process (GO): immune response; G protein-coupled receptor signaling pathway
Cellular component (GO): membrane
Molecular function (GO): G protein-coupled receptor activity
Source: RefSeq, a predicted model, not a curated record
AUGUCUAGAAGUAUUGAGCUUGCCAGCCAGACACACAGAGCGCAAGCAGCUGAGACACUUCUCUUUGACCACAGAAUGGAAAUGUAUGAUAACGACAAGUACUUCUACAGCGAUGACAAUGACACUGACAUGCUAUACAAUUACAGCUACAAUCAAACCAACCUUGGGGAGCACUCCAACUCCAUUCUUCCCCAUUCUCACAUCUACCUGCCACUACUUUAUUUCUUCAUGUUUUUCACAGGCUUCCUGGGAAACCUCUUUGUGAUCAUGGUCAUGGGCAGUAGGGGGAAGAGGGGUGGGCGUCUGGUGGAUACAUUUGUGGUUAACCUGGCGCUGGCGGACCUGGUGUUUGUCCUCACCCUCCCACUGUGGGCCGUCUCCUCCAGACAGGAGGGACAAUGGCCUUUUGGGAACCUCCUCUGCAAACUCAGCAGCUACAUCAUCUCCGUCAACCGCUUCUCCAACAUCUUCUUCCUGACCUGUAUGAGCGUGGACCGUUACCUGGCCGUGGUGCGCCUCAUGGACUCCCGCUUCCUCCGCAGCAGCCAGUGUGUGCGUUUCACCUGCAUCAUGGUCUGGCUGCUAUCCCUGGCUCUGGGUACCCCCUCCCUGGUGUACCGUAGUGUACGUACCCCCAACGGUGAGCCCUUCUGCCUGGAGGACAAAGAGUCGUCCUUCUUCCUGGGUCUGAGCCUGACUACGGUUUUCCUGACCUUCGCCCUGCCAGUGUUCAUCAUCCUCCUGUGCUACAGCUCCCUCCUAGCCCGCCUGCGCCGACACUGUGUUGCCGCCGGCAACCCCCGUGCGGAAGCCCGCCGCCGCCACUCUCUCAAAAUGGUCUUCACCAUCAUUGUGGCCUUCAUGGUGUCUUGGCUUCCCUUCAACAUCUUCAAGACCCUCCUAAUUGGUUUCAGGCUGUCUGGGGCCGAUCUGAGCAAUGAGACCCAGUCUGUCCUGAGUCAGGGCCUCACUCUCUCCUGCUGCUUGGCCUUCCUCAAUAGCUGCGUGAACCCGGCCAUCUACCUGCUCCUGGACCACCACUUCAGACGGCAGGCGGAAAGACUGUUCCUGAGCUGCGUGCGGAAGCGUGGGCUGCACCAGGGCUAUGCCUCGUCCACAGACUUCUCCUACAACGGCACCUCAGAGAGCUGUGGAACAACAGCCUCCAGAACUCGUUUACAGUCGUUCGACCAGAAAGUCUGAUAGCAGGGUUCUGCACAUUUUAUAGCAUUUUUGUAGUCCAAAGCCCUAAAAGUUGAGGUGAAUAAUUUUGUAUUAUGAUUUUAGGUGUUACUGUAUGUAAUUCAAAAGCUCAGUGAAAGAAAGCAUACACUAUAAUAUAUUUUAUGUAUAAAAGUUAUUUCAUUAUCAUUAAAAGUUUGAAUUGAUGUUUGCAUUUAUAUUACUUAUUUAUUUUUGCUUUCUUUUUUUAACCGAACAACUAUAUUUUGAAUAUGAUUAAAUUCACCAUUAGACUGUUUAUUAUGAUUGUUAACAUUCGUAAAUUCAUGUUAAUAUUAAAUAGCAAUUUGUUAACAGUAACAUUAAUUUGUUAGU